Molecule: messenger RNA, 1226 nt
Organism: Setaria italica (foxtail millet)
Lineage: Eukaryota; Viridiplantae; Streptophyta; Magnoliopsida; Poales; Poaceae
Exons: 5
Coding region: 90-965 (291 amino acids)
Source: RefSeq, a predicted model, not a curated record
UUCCUCUCCUUUUCCUCUGUCUGCUACACGCAAAGCGUGCAGGUCAAAUCGAUACUCUCUCCUACCCUCUGGCCACCGGAUUAAUUUCAAUGGGGAGGGAAAUGCACAUUGAACGGCGACGCAGUGCCCGGCUUCGGCUUGCUGCUGCCGCUGUUCGUGCUCCUGGACAGAUUGAUAACGAGUCCUCUUGCUCGUCUCCGGCCGACGGGACGCCCAGAUCUCCGGCCGACGAUACGCGCACAUCUCCGGACGAGGAAUCGCCCUGUUCUCACUCUUCAACCUGCAGAUCUUCUUCCAUCCUGUGUCGCUUGGAUUCUGGACAGCAGCCCCAUCCCAGGAACAUGGAUGAUUCUAAGGAUGCCGAACUCCUUAGGAUUCUUGGAUAUGCGAGGAUACAUCAAAAACAAAUAAUCUCUAGAUGGUAUCAAGAAGAUGCGGUGCUGGAACGUAUAUUGAAGACUCCGGCUAUAGAUUCGAUGUUCCCAGGCAUUGAUCUGGCAAUGCUAAAACAACGGAUUCAGGAAUUUGAGAAGAUGGUCAUAGAUUACUAUGAGGGUAAACUAACAACUAUGCCCAAUCAGGAUCUUAUGCUUUUUGUGUUCAGCAAUAUCAUGCAUGCCUAUGAGCAGAUCCCCGAGACUCCACUAAAUUCUGGGAAAAGAGCUACCCUUGUUUCGGAAGAACUGGAAGCACCUUCCACUAAAAGAGCACGUUCAGAGAGUGUUGAUAUGGUUAUGUAUCUGAGACAUCCAGACGCCGCAUCAAAGCUUUUAAGCAGUGGCUUUAGUUUGGAAGAUUGUACUUCAAGAGCUCAGCGAUUAUUUAAAGAUGACAAUCACAUGCUAUAUUCUGCUCUCACUCUUUUGAGGCAAAAUAUAGAAAUUCGUCAGUCAUUCAUGACUUUAGAAGAAAGUUAUGCACGUGGUUAUAUUGAGUAUGAGCUGAAGGAUUCUGGUAUGCUGUGAACUGGUGAAACAUUGCUGGUCCUGUGGUUCUAGUGAAACAUUGCUGGUCCUAUGUCUGUUGAUGAAACAUUGUUGGUCCUGUCUCAUCUUUGUAGGCACCUGUAGUGUUGGAGUAUCACCUGCAGUGUUGGAGGGUCAUCUUUGUAGGCACCUGCAGUGUUGGAGGGCAAUGGAGAACUGUCAGUGUGUGAACCUUUUUUAAUCUUUUUAAGGACUUGAUGAAUUGAAGGGCUUAUGAGUUGUUGUUUGAAGCCUAAUGAA